Molecule: messenger RNA, 10684 nt
Organism: Cherax quadricarinatus
Lineage: Eukaryota; Metazoa; Arthropoda; Malacostraca; Decapoda; Parastacidae
Source: RefSeq, a predicted model, not a curated record
AGAUCUGGGACGGAUACAAGUGCCAACAAUACAGUUUCGAAAAGCACAGGUCACUGCAUCACUGCGCUGCACAAGUCCCUACAUCACUGUGCUGCACAGGUCACUGCAUCACUGUGUUGCACAGGUCACUGCAUCACUGUGGUAUCUGGUAGUCUGCUCCAAGAUAUAGUUAAGAUAGCAAGAAAGAUGUUCACUGAAAUUUAUUAGUUUGAAAGAGAAAGAGUAAAUACAUAAUUCUUGAAAAAUAAAAACAUUGAGUACAGACGUCAAUAAAAUUAAGAAAUAAACGUUGCCAUGACAUUCUACAGAUUAUGGCAAUUUUUGUGGUGGUGCUGAUAGUGAAAUAUGAUGUUGAGGGUGGCAGGUGGUAGUGUGGUGCUGUGUUGGUGUUGAUGGUGAGUGGUGGCAGCGUGGUGCUGGUGACAUGGGGCGCAGAGCCUUGCACCAGCCGGGAUAGUGUUGUGGCCAAGUGUUGUGGUCGCUGUGGCCAUGUUGGCCUCUGCGGUCGUGGCCAGACCAACACCAUCCUUGCACCACCUCAUCAACAUAUCUCAUGCCACCAACUUGACUUUGCAGCCUUCUGUAGCCGCCCACACCUCACUUGCAAGCUCCCAAGGACCAAUGGUAGGCACUGAUUCGCCUUUUGUAAUAGUGGAUCCACUUAACUUAACAGCGUUCGACGGGGAAGACGUGGAAGCCGACGAGGGCGUAUUUCAUGGGCUGUUUACGACGGUGUUGGUGGUGCUGGUGUUGCUGAUGAUCAUUGUAGGUACUGUCGUGGGUAACCUGCUUGUCUGUGUCGCCGUCUGCCUCGUCAGGAAACUCAGGAGACCAUAUAACUAUUUACUUGUGAGCUUGGCAGUAUCGGACUUAUGUGUGGCACUCUUGGUUAUGCCGAUGGCAUUGCUUCACGAGCUCCUAGGCAACUGGCAGUUUGGACGGCUAGCCUGUGACGUGUGGGUGUCGUUUGAUGUACUCUCCUGCACAGCCAGUAUUCUCAACUUGUGCAUGAUAAGCGUCGACAGAUACUUGGCCAUCACAAGGCCUUUGGAAUAUGGGGUGAAGCGAACACCACGCAGAAUGGUAGCAUAUAUCGCCUUUGUCUGGCUUGGUGCUGCCUUCAUUAGUGUUCCGCCCAUCCUCAUAUUGGGUAAUGAACACGGAGAUGGGUCCAUCUGCGAAGUCUGCCAAAACUUCUGGUACCAAAUCUAUGCCACUUUCGGCUCCUUUUACAUUCCCCUGACAGUGAUGGUCAUCGUUUACUAUAAGAUCUUUUGUGCGGCGAAGAGAAUCGUCAAUGAGGAGCGGAAGGCCCAGGCGCAUCUUCGUCUUGUGGAAGAAGCUGAUGCCGACGCCAGAGCCUCCACCGCCAUGCUUGGUUCAUACACUCAGCUCAAGCCCGUGUCCAGGUAUAGCGUAGUGGAGGUCAACAACGGAGGUGUGGAGACGAGACUGGCGCCGGAGCCUCCACCUCUAUGCUCCAAGGACGAGACAGGUAGUCUCUUGGGCUCCGACAGUCCACAUCACCUCGAGGGAUCAUAAUGAGCGCCUUCGUUGUCUGUUGGCUUCCAUUCUUCGUGCUGGCUCUGGUGCGCCCCUUCAAGAAACCCUCGUCCAUCCCUGCAUGGAUCUCCUCCCUCUUCCUUUGGCUUGGCUACGCCAACUCUCUCCUCAACCCCAUUAUCUACGCCACUCUCAACAAGGACUUCAGGAAACCCUUCCAGGAGAUUCUGUGUCUUCGGUGCGCUUCUCUCAACCUACUGAUGCGGGAGGAAUUCUACCACUCCCAGUACGGUGGACCUGACACCCCCACACUCUCCGCCGUCAGGACCCACCCACACACCAACCCCAGGAACUCCUCAGAGAUCCACCUCACCAUCAAUGAGCCUAGGGAGGCCAGCAUCUCCGAGGAAGCACACGAGUCCAGGAUUUAAGGAUGUAGCUUCUCUGGACGCAGCUUGUACCAGAAGCACCACGUCAACCUUCACUAGUAGCGAGCAGGGAAACAACAGCGACAAGAUUAGUUUGAAUCCUGGGGAAAAGCUGUAAGAAAUCAUUAUUGUUCGCUUGAAACUUCGUACGCAAGCAAGCACACACACACACACACACACACACACAUACACACACACACACACACAUACACACACACACACGCACACACACACACGCACACACACACACACACACACACACACACACACACACACACACACACACACACACACACACACACACACACACAUUUGUUCUCAUUCCACGAGAAAGGUGAGCAUCCUUUCUGUGAGGCAGUAGAUCAAACCGCUGCUGUGGUAGCGUAGGUCCCCAGGCACUGGUGUCGCAGGUGUGGGUUUCCAUGCUUUGCUGCUGCUGGAGAGACUCUUUGAUCACUCCAAACCACCACCACCACCUGCUACACACCCAAUAUCUUGCUAAUACAAGAGCAUGUGUGUACUCACCUAGUUAUGUUUGCAGGGGUCGAUUCAUACCUCAUAGCCCCAUUUCUUUAUCAUUGAUAGUUUUAUUGAUUUCUAGCUUCCAGGCGCCGUUGUAUGUUAACAUAAGCGAGGACGAGAGAACUCCAGAUGGGCCCACAUAUAUUGUCAGACAAAACAACACGAGCUUCAGGCAAGAUUGACCAAAUGUGAAAGUGCAGAAAAAGAGAGAUUGCUGCAUUUUAAUCCUGAGACAAUCAGGAGUGCAUGAGGCAAACUUGGAAAAUUAUUUUCCCAAGUGCAAUAAUUUCUCAUUACAGCCCUAGCCAUUCCAAGAAUAGGGUCAGUUUCAGUAUUAAACUCUAAUGUAAACUUUAAUGUAGUUUUUAAAAAUUUGUAAAUAUCAAGAUUUUGGGUAUGUGUUUAUAGAGUUACUUUCUGCUAAAGACGCUAUUAUAAACUUUCUUUUUAUGAUCGCAUUCUUUAAGCUCUAACGGCUCACCUGAGAUCUUUCAGACUGACCGUUCUUUUAACAAGAGAUGCUGGUUUAGGCAGCUCCAACUUUAAUAUUGAAGUCAUAUUUGUUUUGGAAAAUACUGCGCCCUGAAUUUGAAGCCUGAUAUGUCAAAUGUUGCAGAAUAAUGGCCAGUGAUUAUCUGUGAUGAUUAUUAGUGUAAGUGAGUGCUGGAGCUUCAGUCUUCAUAUUAAGUUUAACAGAAUACUCACAGUUAUCACGAAGUGAAGUUUGAAUUAUCGUAAAUCAGUGACUCUAAUAGAAGAUAUAAAUUGCAUAUUAGAACAUUUUAAUCGUGAGAAUAAGCGGACUAAUUAAACAGGGAAAAAAAUACCUCAUGCUGAUCAACAAACUGUCCUUAAGCGUAUAACUCUGCAAGAUAUUUUUCAAGAUUAUUUAUUGUGUGUAAUCCAGGUUAGGGAUGUGAAGUUGUGUACAGCAGUCUCUGUGGAUGCCAUCACUGUCGAGCUAAGGGCACAACAAGCUUCAAGUAUAGGAAAUCCCGUGAAACUUUAUAAAAACUAAUUCUGAUAGUGCUGUGUUGUUUCAUACGUUCUGUGUGAAGGAAAAAAAUAUUUUAGAAAUACUUCUGUGGAAAUGAUUCCAAACUUUUGUGUUCUGGCAUAGAAAACUAAGAUGAGUCUGAAGCUGUGUUUAUUAGUGCUGUGUGUGACCUUUUUAUUGAUGUGGUUAUAUCUGUCUGCACUAAAAUCCAAAAGUUAAAGCCAAUUACACUGUGACUGACAGCUUAAUGUUUCUUUCAUAUAAUGAUCAGUAUUAAAGUGGCACUCUGUUUAUUGAUGUAAAAAACAGUGAAUGUUGUUUUACAUAUACUGCAAAUCUGGUGAUGUGCAUCUAAUGUUUUGUAUGAACUUGGUUACUAUCUCCGGAAGCAUUUUCUACACACUGACAAACUCGAGUAAUGUUAGGUUGUGUUCCUGGUGCUUAUCCAACACAUAAUUCAGUAUUUAGUAAUGUAAUUCUGUGUCUAAUGACAAACAACUUGUAGUAGUUAUUGUAUGUUGAUAAGUGAAGAGUUUGUGAAAUAUAUUGCAAAAAGGAAUUGCACAUAUAUGGUCAGGUGAGUGUAUCAACAAAAGUGAUCGCAGAUUGUAUGACGAAUUUGUCAUUUUUGUGAGACUCUGUUAAGGCAAGCCAGGUAAGAUGUGUCUUAAAAUCUUCUUGUGAGAGAUGGUGAUACAACCUUUAUAUUUAACAAAGUCAUAAAAUCUACAGGCAAGUGACUGUUCAAUGGAGUGCUCGCUUGAUCCCAGGCAGGUUGAAGGCGUGUGGCGGGGAGUUAGCAGACAGGAUACUAUCUUUACUAACUUGACACUAGGUAGUUUAAUCAGUUUGAACAAAUGGGCAAAGAAGGGUAUGUAAAAAUUGUCUUAAUAUUGGUAUGACUGAGGUCCUCUAGUUUGCGACACUAUCCAGAGGGCUAUAACCUGUAGCACUUGGUUCAAACAACUCCGCGAGUUUUUUUUUUUUUUCCUCUACUCGCUGAGGUCAUCACUUGAAUAUGAAGGAAAACUGAUUUGCAUAUAUUAGCUUCUGUCUACUUCAUUUCGAGUUCACUAUAACACACGACCUAACAUCUGUUCACUCCAUCUAUCAGCACACAGUUCGUCGUUGAUUGUUAUAAUUUACUGUCGAGGUAAUAUUGGCGGAUAUCUAGUGAGCAAAUUCAUCACAGUCUAUCACUGAAUUUGUUAUUCGUGUCGCUAUUUGAGUUCACGUGAAACUGAGGAUUUUGAAUAGAAAAUAAAUUAUGACAAUUUUAGAAUUUAUGUUCACCAACACACCGAGUAGCGUAUUCUUUUUCGAAAGUCAAGUCAGCAACUUAACACGAAAAAAAAAAUUCAAUGUCUUAUUUUAAGUGUGAAAGAACCACUCUCGCAAAUUCUUUGGUCCACCUAAGACUCGUGGUCAUUGUUGUCCCAGAAAAUUAUUAAUCUUCUUCAGUACACGAAUAAAACUCAAGUAGGUGAGUGUACAUACAGUACAUAUGGUAAAGGAACAAUGUGUGUUUAAUGACCAUCAGUUAACAGUUUAAUGAAUGUAUCCACAUACACUUGUCUCAGAUUCAGGAUAAUAUUUUUUAUAUCAUUGAAUUCAAAGAUUAGAAGCUGUUAUUUACCUCAGGUUGUUUCAAAAUCCUGACCUAUUGUAAAGUAUACCAUUCCUCAACUUAACCUCCCCCCCCCUUUUUUUUCCAGGAUGCGACCAACAACGGGAGGCUAACAGUCAGGUAACCGUUUACUGCGAGGUAAACAGUUGUUAAAAGCUAACAUUCAGGCACCUAGUUUUUGCUAGGUUAAAUUUAUGGACCUGCCCGAUAAAGGGUUUUAACAGGUGUGAGGAGACUUGCUCAUACAGCUGAAGUAGCUACUUGUGCACCUACUGUCUGCUUAGUAUCAGCAAACUUUUAAAAGUGUUCGAAAAAUAAAUAAUAAACUAAUGUUACAAAAUAACUGUGAUUAUUUUACAAUUCGAACCCACCAGACCGCUGGUUCGAGGAGCGAUCAUUUAACUGAAUUUUGUACCUAUCAUUACUUACUGCCUGGAGUGCACUAACAUUGGAAAAUGCCUGGAAAUUCUGGUCAGAAAUGUGGGGCUAACGGCACUUCUCAUAGUCGCUGUGGAGAAGAAAGAACUUUUGAAUAAUCUUGCGGAACUCUUAAAAUUAAAUAUCUGUAUUAUCUUGAAUACUUCCCUAUGAAUAUUGUAAUAAUAAUAAUAAUAAUAAUAAUAUAAUAAUAAUAAUAAUAAUAAUAGAACACCUUACGAACUCCUUGCUUAUCUUGUGAAAAAAGAUAAAAAGCUCCAUGUUGAAAAAGAUGAAAAAAGCCAAUUUUUCUGCAGACAUUUGAAUAAAUUUUCAGGUAUCUUUGAACCAUUGUAUCAAUGGAUAUGAACUCAGUGAAUAAACGGAGUAAACAAGAACUCGAGCCAUGGUAGCUGGAUGUAGCUAGGCCAGCGCUGCACCACUGAGGAUGAGGCUUAGAAAUAGACUGAUUUCAAAAACAGCAUUCCUGUGUUUAUAUGAGCGUUUGUGUGUACGUAUGAGUGUAUGCACUCGCCUAGGGGACGAUUCACUGCUCCUGGCCCCGCCAAGUGUGUGUAUAUGUAAUAAACAUAUAUUUUCUUCAUGGGUGACUAGGGAUCGAACUAGGGGCAAGAAUUUGCAUGCCUGCCGCUCUAAUGAACAUGCUCAUUUGAACUUCAAUAAAGACCAAGAUUCAUUCCAUAUGGUCUUGGGAAAAGUUAUUAGCGGUCACCAAUUGCGAGAGUUGGUGACCGAGACUUCUUAGCCCUUCCUGUAGAAGUUCCUGUUAGCAUGAUGGCUGGAGUAGUGGGCUCGUAUUUCUUACCCCCUAUUCGAUCCCUAGCACUCAAUAUAAAUAUUCAACUGUUUAUUACAAUUUCUAACGAACACACACACACAGUGGAGAUAAACAAAUUUAUCAGAAUAAUUGAUAGGAUAAGCAAAGAUAGACUGUUUGAGAGGGUACAGUUGAAAAUUAAAGACAGAUGAUUCAUGAGGAAGUAUUACUUCAGUCUCAGGAUGGUCAGGAAAUGGUAUGACCCGAACGAAGAAAUGGGUGAGGCAGGCUUUAUACGUAGUUUUAAUAGUAGGUAUGCCAGUAUCUAUGAGGUUAGGGAAGAGUGAAGUUGGGUAGCGGCAAGUCGAGAGGCAGAGCCAGUAGCUAAGACUCAACAACUGUAACAAAAUAUAGGCAAGUUUGUAUAGGUAAAUAUUUGCAAAGUGGAGCCAAGUCUCGACCAUCGCAAACCCAAAUCUGAGUACACACACUGAUCAAGAUAGUUUACGUAAGAUUUGUCAGGAACAGGACAAGUGUUUCCUGACGCAGGUCUUACUCAUAUGAUGACCUACCAUUAAAGCUUUUGCUUAUCUGCCCGAGGCCUUCCGCUGGCCUAUCUGUCCACCCCUUUAAAUAUUAGAUAUAAUAGUAUCGAGGGAAACCCUAAUACACUGUUGUAUUAACAGCAGAUCACAGCCUACUUUAAUUUGCAUUAAAUUGUUUGAGACUGAUUUUCUUAUACAUAAUUCAUUUUCUUAGAUUAUGUAAUGGCUAAGUCAUUAUACCUAACAUACAUGGUAACCUGUAAGUAUCCAUCAUUAAUUAUUAUGUACAAUGCCUUUAUAGUAUGUACAUUAAUAAUAUGAAUAGAUUUGAACACGUAGCUAGCAAAUGAAAAGGAGGUAUCCAUAUUAAUGGGUAGUAUACGUAGAACCAGCCACUAACUGUACCUCUUUAUGACAGGUAUACAUAUUAAUUAAUAUACAAAUUAAGAUCUAGAAUACAAAUUGAUGCCACAGAUUUAUAAACAUCGUGCAUCGCAUAAACACUAUUUCUUUUAACAUCACAUAAAUUAGCAUCUGUAAACGGCAUUACAAGCAACAAUUAUACACACAGAGCGUAUACAAACACUUUAAUCAAUUAAUAUAUAUAAAAACAAAGGAUACAAUUAUUAACCCGUAUUGCAUGUACUGAUCCAUUUUAUCAUCAAUGUUAACCUUUAAGCAUUAAUUACCUAACAUUAACCCUGCAAUAUUUUUUCUCUAACAUUUGCUCUGAAAUAUCAAUUCGCUGUGAAUUCCCCCUUAUCAGCCAGUGAAAGGAGUAAACUAGUUGAUAAAAUAAAGCAAGAGUGAAGUGAAUUUCUGCCGAUCGACGCGGCUGGUAAUCAAGCCAAAUGUGGUCCAUAAACUAAUGCUCUCAGGGUUUGAGAGUUUGCUUGCAACUACUUAUCAGCGGGGCAUUUGUUAUUCCAGACAGCAUAAGUUUCAUGAAAAUAACAGGAUAAUAGCCUAUGGAAGUGCAAGAGAGUCAUUAACGUUUCUAGCAGCCUCAUGUAUCCGGAAAAUCCAGACAUAUGAUGGUGCAAUUGCAACAUUCAUGUGUUCAAACUUUAGCAGCCUCUAUGAUCAGACUGGACGUAUUUAAUAAUGAUAAUCAUAAAUGAAGUACAUUUAAUAUUAUUACAUUCAUAGGAGAAGCGCUAAAGCCUUUUGGGAGUCCAUCAACGCCGGGAGAAUGGGAAGCAAUCAGGUCCGAUACAAGGGAUGGUCCAGUUCCUUGGAUCAAGAGUCCCUCAUUAUGAAAUCUCCCUUGAGGGGCACUGAAUUAAAGGUAUAUGAUGAAAGACGAUGGCGGAGGGUCCAGCCUGAGAUGGAAAGAUGUCAAGGGUCAACGUGACACAAAAAUAUUACGGGUUUUACUUCCAAACUGACAUCUGAUAUCAGUAGAGAUCAAUGUGAUACCCGGCACCAAAUAACUUUAAAGAAAAUGUGGCCUUUAAGAAACAAAGCAAAAUUAGGUAUAGAUAAAAUUACUGGCAGUGAAGAUCAUGCAAAGGCUUAGACGUAGGUUUUAGCAAAAGCUUUAAACUGAGGCUUUAGCAUAGUCUUUAAGCUGAGGAUUAAGCAAAGGCUUAGGAUGAUGCUUUAGCAAAGGCUUUAGCCUGAGUUUUUAGCAAAGGCUUUUGGCCGAGGUUUAAGCAAGAGCUUAAACUGAAGUUUUAGCAAAAGCUUAGGCUGAGGCUUUAGCAAGAGCUUAGACUGUGGCUUAAGCAAAGGUUUAGGCUGAUGUUUUAGAAAAGGCUUAGGCAGCAUUUUGUAAAAUAGUUAAGAGUCUUCAUUUAAGCGAUCAGGCUUAGGUUCAAGUUUCGCGCAUAAGAUAGACGAGGAUUCAGGUGUGAGCUUCGGACGAGUGCUCAUUCCAGUGUUUAAUGUAAACUUCAGUGGUUCAGGAAAAGCUGAAAGACAUCUCUUCUCAAUAGUAACAGUAGUAAAUUCGGUUCAGGCCGCCAAACUGCCGAUGAAUUAAUCGGCUUAAAGGUCUUGCCUUGUGUAUAUAGCCCAUCCUAAUCUCUCGUAUAUAGGAAUCUCUUACGUCUUUAUCAAGACAUCGGUAACUAGCUGUCAUAUUUUGUAAUAUUCUCCACCUUGGUAAUAACUAAUACAAUAACUACCACUAUGCCAAGAACACAUUUGCUCAUCAGUAGGGCAUAAAGGUCUCGUAGUAGUGUUCCCCGCCAUUAGUCAGAGCUUAUUAAACUGGGUUGACUACAAGUGACCUGCGCGCGCACAUCACCACCUUCCAAACAACUUUUCUCUUGCAGCUGCAGCAGCACACGUCUGCGACGCUAGACCUCAACACACUGGCUGGGGUCACGCGAGAGAAGAGGAUAUUAACGGUAUUAUGAUAUAGUUUUGUUAAGUCUUAUCUGAAUGUAAUGAGCCUUUCCAGUGGUUAUAUUUGCAUGUAGAUGAGGCAGAGUUGCAAUGCAGAGAGUAUUUGAGAAAAUUUAGACAUUGUACAGUACAUAUUUGAGUGUGGCCGGUAUGUUGUGCUGCGAGCCUCACUGUUGUACAGGUACUGUAUAUUGUACAGGGCUGUAUACUGGACAAGUUCUGCAUAAUACACUUUAUGAAGCAUGUUCCUUUCCUCUAUGUCAUAGAUAUACCCUCCUUGCUCUUCUGAGUAAGUAGGUUUCAUGUAGUAACAAAAGGCUAACGAGGCCAGUAAUCCACGGUAUUUAUAAUUGUUUUAAGACUGCCUCAGCAAUAUACCAAAUCACAUAAGAAGUCUUUCAUGUAGACUCGCUCUAACAGGUGCUUCUAGUGCUACUCUUACUCAGAUAUCACUUAGGCUGUCGCCUUGACGGCUCUAGGAUAACCUACUUAAAGGUGACAUCGAUCUGACACAUUAAUGGUCACUAGUCAUUAUCCAUAUUUUAGACUUUUCUUCUAUUUUUAUGUGUUCAAAUUUGUACCUUAUUCAUCCUUUGAUGAAUACUAGCGCAAGAGAUGAACGAAGGGUCUCAGCAUUAGCUAGUCUGAGAGGAUUCACAACCAGUAACUUUCGUUAUGAAGAUGACAAGUUCUCACCAACAGCUUUAUAAAUCUGUUAUUUGGUCUGUAUGUUUUUAAGCUGGAACAGUUAAGAGUCUAUGAUAUGCUAUUUUGUAUGUUAGUAAACCUGGAAACCAGCAAAAUGUUCUCUUAUUUUAAGCUGAAACAUAUUGAGUCCAAAAUAAUAAUGCACUCCUCUCUAAUGUUGAAACACUUUGAGUCCAACAUAACAGUGCAUUCUUGUUUUAUGCUGGAACUCAUGAAAUCCAGCAUAAUAAUGUACUCUUAUGCUGGAACACCUGGAGUCCAGCAUAAUACUCUUCUUUUAUGUUGGAACACCUGGAGCCCAACAUGAGGUCCUCUGAUUUGCAUUACGUUUAGUUGUAGUGGAUAGUUUGAUGUAUAUUAGACGUCUAAUAUGUUGUAGACAAUACCUGUAAAGAUGUAAAGAAGUGUCAGGAAGAUGUUUUCAACCCUGCCUAUAAAAAGAUGUAUAUUGAAGAUGUGUGUUGAAGUACCUGUAUGUAUUACACAGUGUAAUGUACAGGGGAUUCUUACUUUUAUUGUAUGUUUGUACAACUGUAAAGGGUAGAAAUGCUUGUUUCCCUAUUUGUGAUUCUCUGCAUAUGAACCAGGCUUCUAAAUACAAAAUUCUAAAAAUCAUUAGUUUCGUAGUCUCGUAAAUGUAUUAAUAGUGGUAUUAAAGGUGUUCCAGCACAUCUUUCACAAGGUCGCCUACUGGACGCAGCUACACACGGGCACCUGCUCUUCACAUUUCUUAUUUAAGAUUAUUUUUUUUGUUUUGUUUUGUGAAUCGGUGUUUUUCAGUAUUUAUGAAUUUUAUUUUUUGUUACC